Thalassophryne amazonica is the source of this 846-nucleotide messenger RNA. RefSeq names its product C-x(9)-C motif containing 1 (gene cmc1). The record is from RefSeq and is a predicted model, not a curated record. Gene Ontology annotation, cellular component: mitochondrion. The transcript has 4 exons. Bases 80 to 400 code for a protein of 106 amino acids. NCBI's taxonomy places the organism in Eukaryota, Metazoa, Chordata, Actinopteri, Batrachoidiformes, Batrachoididae.
UCGCUAACCGGUAGCGGAAGCACUGUGAGCUGAGGUCACAUUGGGUGGUUUCUGUAAUGUUUUGAGAAAUAUCGUCACAAUGGAAGCGACUAAAACAGAUGAGCAUUUGAGGCAUGUGGAGAAAGAUGUCCUGAUCCCCAAAAUAAUGAGGGAGAAAGCCAAGGAGCGCUGUGCUGAGAAAGUUGAAGCCUUCACUCACUGCUGUAAGGAAUCCGGCUUGUUAAUGGUUUUAAAAUGUCGUGAAGAGAAUUCAGCGCUGAAGGAAUGCCUGACAAAAUACUACAAGGACCCCACCUUCUUUGAGGAGUGUAAGCAGGAGUACAUCCAGGAAAAAGAAGAAUAUCUGAGGACGGGGAUCUCAGCCAAGAACAGAUCACAAAGACUCCCAACCAGCAUGUAACCAGGAAGAUUACACCUGAACAUCUUCCCUCUUUUUGAGGUUGUGGAGAACGGGACUGUCCACAUUCGGCACUAAGUCCAGGACCUUCAUGACACAUGACAGCAGUGUGACAGAAUAAAGCCAUUCUCACGUCUCUCUUGGUGUAAAUCUACGUACGUUCUGAACGCCCUUUGUGAGACUCACUUAUUCAACAGAAGGACGCUGUUGAAUAAUGGCAACAGUUGUGCUCACAGUCAGGUAUGAUUGUACUUUAAAUUGUCUCAUUAUACUAUUGGGAAGCUCAUUCUGCCAAUUCUGUAAAUUCAGUGGAAACUGAAAUGCAUUUUCUGGUUUAACAUGUUAAGGAUCAGUUAAGCUUUGGUGAUGACAAACCAACUUAUGUAAUAAUGAAAAGGAGCUUCAAUUGUUGGGUAAAUGUAUUAUAUUCACCAUGAUUGUUUCCUGUG